UCAAGCCAAGAGAAUAUGAUUCUUUGCCCGUGUAAGAAGUGUGGCAAUAUCUAUUAGCAUUAUCGUGAAGUUGUCUACGAACAUCUAAUUGUUGAUGGCUUCAUUCGGGGGUAUAAAAAAUGGAUUUUCCAUGGAGAGUGUACACCUAGUAGAGCCUCUUCGACGAUUAAUCCGGGUUAUCCUUAUAGUGGUUACCGUCAGUAUGUUAGAGAAGAUGACGUGGAAGGUAUGAUGCGGGAUGCAUUUAAUAUGCGGAGUGAAGGUUUCCAAUCAUUUCCACCAAACUAUGUUGCAUCCGAUAAUUAUAAUAUUGGUGGGAAUACUUUUAUAGAAACGAGAAGAAGUGCACCAGAUGAACAACCAAAUGAAGAAGCGGUGAAGUUCUACACGUUACUUGGUGAAAUGAAUGAACAACUUUAUGAGGGAUCAAAAUUUUCGAAAAUGUCAUUCUGUAUUCGCCUUUUCCACUUAAAAUGUUUGAGAGGGUGGACCGAAAACUCUUUGACAAUGUUGUUAGAGCUUUUGAGAGAAAUGUUCCCGUUUGCAAAAAUCCCUCAAUCAUGUAAAGACAUGAAGAAAGUGAUAAAAGAUUUGGGCCUUGGGUACAACAAAAUUCAUAGUUGCCCAAAUGAUUGCAUGUUGUAUUGGGGUGAUCGAAGAAAUCAACAGUCUUGUCAUGUUUGUGGUAAAUCUCGUUGGAUGAAUAGAGAUGCAGAAGAUGUUAAUGAGGAUGAAUAUGGGCCACAGUCAAUAAGGAAGCCGAACAAGAUUUUUGCGAUAUUUUUCGCUAAUCCCAAGGCUUCAAAGGUUAUUCAUGUAGUCAAAGACAGUCGAGUUUAUGACGUGGCAUCAUGAUCAUCGAACAGAUGAUGGAUUAUUAAGGCAUCCUGCAGAUUCUUUAGCAUGGAAAUCAUUUGACAAUAAAUUUCCAAGCUUUGCAAGUGAUCCUUGAAGUGUAAGGCUCGGGUUAGCAUCUGACGAAUUUAAUCCUUUUAAAAUCAUAAGCACCUCGUACAGUACUUGGCCUGUGGUCCUUGUUCCUUAUAAUUUGUCUCCAUGGCUCUGCAUGAAGCAAUCUUCUUUGAUAUUAUCUAUGAUUAUCCCCAGAGAGAAAGGCCCCGGAAAUGAUAUUGAUAUAUAUCUGCAGCCACUUAUUGAAGAGUUAAAAUAAUUAUGGGCGGGUGUUAAGACGUAUGAUGUAUUAAGAAAGGAGAACUUUUACCUAUGUGCUACUUUACUGUGGACAAUUAAUGAUUUCUUGGCAUAUGCGAAUUUAUCUGGUUGGAGUACCAGAGGACGUUAUGCUUGUCCUUGUUGUGCUACUCAAAUGUGUUCACAGUGGUUAUAUAAUGGGAAGAAGUUCUACUAUAUGGGGCAUCGUCGGUGGUUAGAUGAAAAUCAUAGCUAUAGAUUUCAGAGGGCUUUAUUUGACGAUACUGAAGAGUUGAAAAAAGCUCCUGAGCAGACCAUUGGAUCUGAAAUCUUAUUCAUGUUAAAAGAUAUGGAUUUCGAUUCACGGAAGUGAAUCAACCAUCUAGCAGGCAAACAAAUAGAUGAUCGAGGGAUGAAUCUGAUGAUGAAUCUGACGAGGAGGAUGACCCUAAUGAAGCGGACUUGUGGAAGAAACGAAGUAUUUUUUUUGAGUUGCCUUAUUGGGAGCAUCACAUAUUACGCCACAAUCUUGAUGUGGUGCAUAUUGAAAAGAAUGUCUGCCAGAACAUCAUCCAGACAAUUUUGAACGUCGUUGGUAAAUCAAAAGAUAAUCUUCAGAGUCAACUUGAUUUAGUUCACAUGGGAAUUAGGCAUGAUCUUCAUCCCCAAGUACGUCCUAAUGGAAAAUAUUGGUUGCCGCCUACAAUUUUUGCAAUGUCAAAGGAAGAGAAAGAAAUGUUCUGCACGGUGUUGAAGGAUAUAAAGGUUCCGGAUGCAUAUGCAUCAAAUAUAUCUCAAUGUGUAAGUCUUAAAGAUUGAAGACUAUAUUCAUUAAAAUCACAUGACUAUCACAUCUUGAUACAAGAUCUACUUCAGCUUGCUUGCUUGCGGUCUUUGUAUGUCAAAGAAGGUAACGUCCUGUAUAAUUGAACUGUCCAAUAUAAUGAAAGCAAUUUGUAGCAAAGUUCUGAAUGUUGAAGAACUUGAAAAAGUACAAGAUCGAGCCUCUUUGACAUUAUGCAAUUUGAAGAAGAUCUUUCCACCUUCCUUCUUCACAAUUAUGGUGCACAUUAUCAUUCAUCUCCCUCGUGAAGCAAUAAUUGGUGGGCCAGUUUUCUAUCGUUGGAUGUAUCCAAUUGAAAGGUUCCUAAGCAAAUUGAAGUCUUAUUGCCGUAACAAGCGUUAUCCGGAAAGAUCGAUUGCUGAAGGCUACUUGGCAGAGGAGUGUAUGACAUUCUGUUCUAGAUAUUUAGAAGAUGUUGAAACAAGAUUGAAUAGACCAAGUAGAAAUGCCGGACUCAAUGAUCCUAGCUUGGCGGAAACUUAUUUAUUUCAAAGUUAUGGAGAACCAAUCGGCAAAGUUGAAAUUGCAGAAUUAGAUGACCAAUCUUGGAUACAAGCACAUAGAUAUGUUCUUUUCCACCACGAUGCACUUGAACAAUUACGCAAGUAAGUUCUAGAAUAUGAUAAAUAUUCAUCUUUUUUUGAUUUGUUUAUUUUUUAACGAAUUAAACAUGUUUUUAACAUAGUGAGUAC
Messenger RNA from Gossypium arboreum, 2688 nucleotides. RefSeq lists its product as uncharacterized. Bases 2051 to 2605 code for a protein of 184 amino acids. The transcript has 2 exons. The record is from RefSeq and is a predicted model, not a curated record. Lineage: Eukaryota; Viridiplantae; Streptophyta; Magnoliopsida; Malvales; Malvaceae.